CUUUACUUUCGUCUCUACACGUGUGACAGGAACUGUCCAAACCCUUCAGGUGAUACAUCAUCAAUAUGCCAUCGAUCUGCAUUCAGCUCUAUGUCCUGGGCCUCCUGGUGCUGAUGGGGUCAAGAGCAGAGGACGUUUCUGUUGAAGGCAGCAUAUCCAUCAAGACCACCUCCACUUCUACUGAUACCCCCUCUACAGCCAGCCCGAGCCCCUCUACAGCCAGCCUGAGCCCCUCUACAUUCAACCUGACCCCCUCUACAUUCAACCUGACCCCCUCUACAUUCAACCUGAGCCCCUCUAUAGCCAGCCUGACCCCCUCUACAUUCAACCUGACCCCCUCUACAUUCAACCUGAGCCCCUCUACAUUCAACCUGAGCCCCUCUACAGCCAACCAGACCGCCCAGACUACAUCGUCAGGGUUGACAGCCCUCAGCCAAUCACAGGGCAGGGAGACCACUGCAACCACGGAAACCACAACAUCAUUACCAAUUUCAGCUACAAGAGGAAGUGACAUUGCAGGCUAUGUAAUCCUGUUUCUCAUAUUGUUGGCUGUUGUGUGUCUGGUGGUGAUUCUCUAUAUCCUGAGGAAGAAGUCCAGGAGGUACUCGUUUGAUCUGCAGUAUCCAGGUUAUGACCACGACACCCCCUCACCUGCAUGGAACAACCCGGAACCUUCGAACCCAACAACGAUCAGGAGAUCUGGGUGUCUGAGAGAGAGGGUGGUGAUGAGGAUCGCCAUGCUAUGAGCCCUGUAGCUAACGGCUCAGCUAUGGGGGCUGGAGAGACUGGUUCU
Oncorhynchus masou masou (cherry salmon) is the source of this 793-nucleotide messenger RNA. RefSeq lists its product as uncharacterized. NCBI's taxonomy places the organism in Eukaryota, Metazoa, Chordata, Actinopteri, Salmoniformes, Salmonidae. The transcript is spliced from 6 exons. The coding region runs from base 66 to 746 and encodes 226 amino acids. The record is from RefSeq and is a predicted model, not a curated record.